AUGCAAGCACCAACUGACAUACAUUUUACUGCUGCCAAGAGGAUAUUUAGAUACUUAAAAUAUACUUUGGAUUAUGGCAUUGUUCUGCAAAAAGGUCUUGUUGCUCCCAAUGCUUUUUCUGAUGUUGACUGGGCUGGUAACCCAGAUGACAAGCGCAAUGCCAGUGGCUUUUACAUCUUUUUUGGUACAAAUCUCAUUACUUGGAGCUCAAAGAAACAAGUUACUGUCUUCAGAUCCUCCACUGAAGCAGAAUACAUAUGCCUGCCAAUCGUUGGCACAACAAAACACGGCACAUGGCACGUGAAGCACGCGACUUAA
Molecule: messenger RNA, 318 nt
Organism: Papaver somniferum (opium poppy)
Lineage: Eukaryota; Viridiplantae; Streptophyta; Magnoliopsida; Ranunculales; Papaveraceae
Exons: 1
Coding region: 1-318 (105 amino acids)
Source: RefSeq, a predicted model, not a curated record